AUGUCGAGUCGUUUCAGAAGGUCGAGUUCUUUAUUUGUCUCUAGACUUUCGAGUCGAACAACAACCGAAGAUCUUGAAGAAACUUUCAGAGAAUUUGGUCGACUAAAAGAUGUAUAUAUACCAAGGAAUUAUUAUACUAGAGAACCAAGAGGUUUUGCAUAUAUAGAAUAUUAUGAUGAACGUGAUUGUGAAGAAGCUUACAGACACAGAAACUUUUAUUUACACGGAAGAGAAUUGACAGUUGAAUUUGCACGUGGUGAUCGUAAAACUCCAAGAGAAAUGAGACAUGGCGGUGGUGGAGUUUAUCCACGUGAACGUUAUACUACACCAGAAAAUUCCUAUAGACCAAGAUAUAGUCGUAGUAGAUCACCAAGUAAAAGAUUUUAUGAUGAACAUAAGAAUAAUAAUCGUCAAUACAAAUCAAGAUCAAUAUCUCGUUCACCACAAUAUGAUAAUUAUAAAAGGUCAGAAAAGGAAUUGGUGGGCUAUUCUUGGGAUGCUAAAUAA
Messenger RNA from Entrophospora sp. SA101, 507 nucleotides. Lineage: Eukaryota; Fungi; Glomeromycota; Glomeromycetes; Entrophosporales; Entrophosporaceae. The record is from the annotation of a GenBank genome assembly.